Messenger RNA from Phanerochaete carnosa HHB-10118-sp, 2501 nucleotides. RefSeq lists its product as uncharacterized. Gene Ontology annotation, molecular function: oligopeptide transmembrane transporter activity. Lineage: Eukaryota; Fungi; Basidiomycota; Agaricomycetes; Polyporales; Phanerochaetaceae. Bases 26 to 2299 code for a protein of 757 amino acids. Gene Ontology annotation, biological process: transmembrane transport. The record is from RefSeq and is a predicted model, not a curated record. The transcript is spliced from 7 exons.
CUGCCCUCGUGCCAUUUGGCUCGCCAUGUCGUCCGCCUCCUCCAUCCACGAGAAGGAAAAGUUCGACGAGAAACACCAUGUCGUCCCGACGUCGGAUUUUGACGAUCCCAACCUGGGUGACGAUGUCGAGUACCUCGAGGAUGACUCGCCCUACCCCGAGGUCCGGUCUGCCGUCGCCAACACCGAUGAUAUCGACAUGCCCUGCGCCACCUUCCGCGCCUGGUUCGUCGGCAUGAUCUGGGCCAUUCUCAUCCCCGGCCUCGACCAGUUCUUCUUCUUCCGUUACCCGUCCGUGACCAUCACCGGUAUUGUGGCCCAGCUGAUCUCCUUCCCUCUCAUGCGCGCAUGGGCACGAUACGUCCCGCGCGUCAAGAUCUUCGGUGUCUCACUCAACCCUGGUCCGUUCACUAUCAAGGAGCACGUUAUUAUCACCGUUAUGGCAAACGUCGGCUCGGGCUCUGCCUAUGCGACCGAUAUCGUUGCGGUCCAGCGCGUGUAUUACAACCAGGACCCGCCCUUCGGCUAUUCAUGGCUGUUGGUCAUGUCCACUCAGUUGAUCGGGUUCUCCAUUGGAGGCAUUGCCCGUCGCUUCUUGGUACAGCCCCCGUCCAUGAUCUGGCCCACCAACCUCGUCACCUGCACUCUCUUUAACACCCUCCACCAACAGCAGUAUGCUGGUAUCGGUACCCGUGGAGGUGUCAGUCGUGAGAGGUUCUUCGUCUACGUCUUCCUCGGCUCCUUUGUCUGGUACUUCUUCCCCGGUUACCUCUUCGGCGCCCUCUCGUACUUUAGCUGGAUUUGCUGGAUCCGUCCCAACGACAUCGUUGUCAACCAGCUCUUCGGUACUGCGUCCGGCCUCGGAAUGUCCAUGCUCACCUUCGAUUGGGCUCAGAUUACCUUCAUCGGCUCGCCACUUGCCACACCGUGGUGGGCGCAGGCGAACAUCGCCGCUUCGAUCGCGUUCUUCUUCUGGUUCCUCACGCCCGUCCUCUACUACACCAACACUUGGUACUCCAAGUACCUGCCCAUCUCAUCCGACAGUUCGUACGACAACACCGGUGCGGAGUACGACGUCACCAGGAUCGUCACCCCCGAGGGCACGUUCGACGAGGAGAAGUACAAGGCAUACUCUCCCCUGUUCCUCUCGACGACGUUUGCGCUCGCAUACGGUCUCUCUUUCGCAGCUGUCACCGCGACGAUCACGCACUGCUUCAUGUACUACCGCAAGCAGAUCUGGGUCCAGUCGCGGCGCUCCAUGUCCGAGCAGGGCGACGUCCACGCCCGUCUCAUGGCCAGGUACCCUCAGGUCCCCGACUGGUGGUACGCCGUGGUCUUCAUGUCCAUGUUCGUCUUCGGUGUCGUCUGCAUCGAGGUCUGGCACACCGAGAUGCCCGUCUGGGCGUUUAUCCUUGCCCUGAUCGUCUCCUUCGUCUACGUCCUCCCCAUCGGCAUCAUCCAGGCGAUCACCAACCAGCAGGUCGGCCUGAACGUCAUCACGGAACUCAUCAUCGGCUACGCGCUCCCCGGCCGCCCGAUCGCGAUGAUGAUGUUCAAGACCUGGGGCUACAUCACCAUGGCGCAGGCGCUCACCUUCACGUCCGACUUUAAGCUCGGGCACUACAUGAAGAUCCCGCCGCGGCCGAUGUUCUGGUGCCAGGUGAUCGCGACCGCGGUCGCGGGCACGGUGCAGCUCGCGGUGCAGAGCUGGGUGUUCACCAACAUCACCGACAUCUGCACGCCGCACCAGAAGGACGGCUUCUCGUGCCCGAACACGACCGUCUUCGGCACGGCGUCGAUCAUCUGGGGCGUCAUCGGCCCGCAGCGCCAGUACAGCGGCGGCCAGAUCUACAACAAGCUCAUGUGGUUCUUCCUCGUCGGCGCCGCCGUCCCGAUCGCGAGCUACUUCAUCCAGAAGCGCUACCCCGGCAGCUGGCUCAAGUACGUCAACUGGCCCGUCAUCUUCACCGGCACGGGCAACAUCCCGCCUGCGACGCCGACGAACUACAUCGCGUGGUGCCUCGUCGGGUUCAUCUUCAACUACGUCGUCCGCCGCCGCAACUUCUCGUGGUGGACGAAGUACAACUACGUCCUGUCCGCCGGCCUCGACUCGGGCCUCGCGAUCUCGACGAUCAUCAUCUUCUUCUGCCUGCAGUUCCCCAAGGACGGCACUAUCGGCGCGAACAGCAUCCAGACGUGGUGGGGCAACACCGUGUACCAGAACACGGCGGACUGGGCUGGCACGCCGCUGCUCACUCCCGAUGGGCCGAAUGGCACGUUCGGUCCCGCGACCUGGGGCUGAGGCGGGCGUCGAGGCCCUUUUAACGUAUAACUUGCGCAUUUAUUUUGCAACGUACGCUACCGCAUGUAAUGAUAGUUUCUCAUGACUCGUGAGAGUUGUACGGUGUGGUUUUGUGUGUGUAUUUGUAGGAUGUUUUGGGGUUCUGGCGUCAUGUUUUAAUCUACAUGUCAGUUCGGGAAUCAAGUUCAACGGGGUUGUUCCU